UGUAAAUGUAGAUCAACAACCAAGUUCUAGAACUUUAAAGGGCUUGAGUUUCCUCCGCGUGCACUUCCUCUCUCAGAGUUUUAUGUUGAGGGUACCACGCAGUCAUUGGUACCACGCCGCUCGAUAAAACGUUUUGCUCUUUUGAGACCCCUCCUGUAGAGAUGCUUACUGGCUCAAGUCUAGUGGCAGCAGCCUCAGUAACACGUCCCCUUGGAGACUAGCAGGAGCAACACGUGAUGCUUCUUACUUAUCAGGUUUAGGGGAGAGGAGAGAGCAGCGCUUUGGGGACGGCCAGAGAGGAAAGCGAAAUAAGUGUUUUCCUCUCGUCUCUCAACUCUUUCUUCCUCUUUAGGAAUUUGGAAGAAAGAGAGGGGAACAAAGUUGUCUAACUUUGCACAUCCUCAGUAACGCCAUUUUGAUUCCUCUCCGGAACAACUUUGCAGCUUCUUUUUUUUUCUUAGCCCAUCAUCACCAUUCACCAUCAUCAGUAUGUCUCGGCGCAAGCAGCCCAACCCCAACAAAGUCGAACUGUGAUCAGUGGGUGCUGACACUCGAGGUGGGCAGGCAGGCCGUCGUCUCCCCCCCAGCCCUGAGCUCCGAGCCCAGACACCUUUUUGCCCUGGUCUCUCGAGGUGAUGGAGAGCACGCUUCCGGGGGGAGGAGUGAGCGUCGAGCUGAGCGCUGGAGAGACCGAGCACUCGGAGGAGCAGGAGACCCCUGACUCCAUACACACACAGGACAAACACACAGGGAGUAACGGAGCGAUGGAGGAAGAGGAGGAGGAAGGCAUGGCUGGAGAAAAUGGAGAGAAUAUGACAGAGGAGGAAGGUGUGGACUUGUCAUCAAUCAACACCAUGUUGUCGACGGUGAUGAAUGCAGGCCAGCUCAACGGAGCCCUGGAGCCUUCCACACCCUCCACCCCCAUCAGCAAGACCACCCUGCCCAGACCCCCUAGUGUCAACCGCAACGCCCGGAGGAACACCACGGAAGCCAAAGACUUCAGUACAGAUUUCAUCUGUCCCCUGUGUGACAAGGACUGUAUGACCCAGCACCAGCUCACUAUGCACAUCCGACAGCACAACUCGGACAACGGGGCUACGGACCAUUCAUGCAGCAUCUGUGGCAAGGCCCUGAGCUCAGCCAGCUCGCUGGACCGCCACAUGCUAGUGCACAGCGGAGAGAGGCCCUACAAGUGCUCCUUCUGCGGACAGACCUUCACCACCAACGGCAACAUGCACAGACAUAUGAAGAUCCAUGACAAAGACCCGGCUGGCGUCGUUCCCACCAGCCCCCCCCUGCCCACCAAGAGACGCCGCCCCUCCGCCAAGAGGAGGUCAGCCAUGGACGAGGACAAGGAGCGAAGCGACGAACCGGACAAAAAAAAGGUGCUAGAGGAGAGUGUGUUGGAGAAGUUGGGUUCAGGCCAGGGGGAUGAUGAGGUGUUGCCGUGCCCGAUCUGCUUCAAGACCUUUGGCUGCAAGUACGACCUGGAAGUCCACAUGGACACACACCCCGACACCACGCUCAGGUGUGACCUGUGCUGCCUCUCCUUCCGGACCCACCGCGGCCUGCUGCGGCACAACGCUGGCAUCCACAAGCAGCUGCCCAUAGACCCCGUCGGACAGCCCUUCAUCCAGAACAACCCCUCCAUCCCCUCUGGCUUCAACGACCUGGCCUUCAUUGACUUCUCCUGCCACAAGUUUCCCCACAUCGCCCAGGUCUGGUGUGAGACCAACCUCCGCCGGUGCACCAGCAAGUUCCACCGCUUCGUGUGUGAAGCCUGCGACAAAGGAUUCCCCUUGCUCUCGGCCCUGGUCCUGCACAAGACCACCAUUCAUCAGCAGCAGCCGUCACCCAAAGGGAGCGCCCAGGAGCCCCCCGCAGCCCAGGAGAAGCCGGCAACCCCGGCCCCUCAGCAGGCCAGCUUCCUGGAGACCCUGGGUCUGCAGCACAUCUCCCAGGUCAAGCUUCAGCCUUCGGAGGAUGAGGUCCGGCAAGCCCAGCUGGACAGCAUCCGGGUCAUCCAGGUGGAGCCUCUGGCCUCCACCUUGCCCCAGGAGGUCGAUUCCGCGGCUGCGGAAUCCCUCGGCGGCCUCGGCUUGGUGGCGGCCUCGUCCCUGCAGGGCCUGUCCCAGAGGGAGGCCCUCAGGCUGCUCUCCCUGCAGCCUUUCCCCACAGGCUUCCUCUUCCACCCAGGUGGUGGUUCUACGAUGAAGCCUGUGUGUGGCGAGGCUGGCCUGAUGGAGCUGGCUGACAUCCAGCAGAUCCUGAAGGUGGCCUCGACCGCCCCCGGUCAGAUGGGCCUCCUGCCGUCCCUGGCCAAGGCUCCCCACUGGGGAGUGUCCAGCCAGGGCCAGGCGGCUGGCUGCAAGCUCAUGCCCCCACUGAAGCCAAAGCCCAUGGUGGCACCACGCUCCAGCCUGGCCGCCUCCACGCUGCCGCCGCUCCAGAGCACCCAGCAGGCCUCCCUGGGCUGCAUCAGCCCCAGCCUGCCCCCACCGGCCAGCCAGCUGCUCAAUAUGCCCCAAGAGUCUUCGUCAUCGUCCUCCUCUUCCUCGGGCAGCCAAGCCUCCCUGGAGAAGAUGCAGAUGGAGGCAGACUGCAUGGGCGAUGCCCAUAUGCCCAACGACUCGAUAGAGCUGCAAAUCAAACAAGAGGAGGGCCAGGCGGCCGGAGGGAAGAAGGGGGCAGGGGGUUCCAACCGCGGCGGCAUCAAGGCUUCCUACCCCUGCCGCUUUUGCGAUCAGGUGUUUGUUUACUCCGGGGUGCUGCAGGCGCACAUGCGCUUCCACCUGGGCAUCCUGCCGCACCAGUGCAACAUCUGCGACUACGUGGCGCCCGACAAGGCCACCCUUAUCCGCCACCUGCGCACGCACAGCGGCGAGCGCCCCUACGUUUGCCGCGUCUGCCACUACCCUUUCACCGUCAAGGCCAACUGCGAGCGCCACCUGCGCAAGAAGCACAUGAAGAACACAAGGAAAGAGAUCGAGAAGAACAUCAAGUACGUCUCGUCGACCACAACCCAGGAUCCCUUGGAGCUGGCCUCCGCCGGCGACACCGCCUGCCGUUUCUGUGGUGAGGAUCUAAAGAGCUACCGGGCUCUCCAGAUCCACCUACGCACCCAUAACGGCUGCCAGCGCAAGCCCUUUGAGUGCCGGCGGUGCGGGGCAGCUUUCUUGGCCAAGAGGAACUGCAUCCACCACAUGCUCAAGCAACAUCCCGAGGUGCAGGAGCGGGAGAUCGAGGAGCACAUUGCCACCCUUCUCCCCGCCAUCACAGCCACCACCUCCAGGGCCAGCUCCAGCAGCCCUCUGGCUCUCAAUGGCCUUAUGCCCACCCCCAGUGCCACCAUGCAGCCGGUCAAGGUGGAAGAUUUCAGCAUCUACUCCUCCUCCGGUGACUUGGAUCAGCCAUUGGACUUCUCCAAUAAGAGCCGCGGGGGGGGUGGAACCAGCAGCGGUUCAGGGAGCCUAGCCGGAUCUCCUGGGAUCAAACUGGAGACGGUCAGCCUGAUAGCCUACGACUGCUCCAUGGAACCUAUUGACUUGUCCAUCCCCAAGAACCCCAACAAGAGGCUGAAGAGAGACGCUACAGCUGUUGACACAAUGAGCGUGGAGCGCCGAGAAAUCAAAAAGGAGCUGCCCUUCCCCAGUGUACUGGACCACCUCCCCUCAGCAAUUCAGCUGGACAAGAGCUAUGAGGAGAAUCUGAAGACCCCCCAGUCUGGCUCUUACCAGCCCCCCCCAGUGACCAUCUCCCCGCUUCUCAUUAGUACCCCUACUGCCACAGGCCGGGCGCUCCGUCUCAAGCCCCUGCUGCCCAAACCGACCUCUUCUUCCUCCUCCCUGAAAGAGCUUCCCCCUCUGGCUUCCAUCGCCCAGAUCAUCUCCUCCGUCUCAACGGCUCCAGAUUUGCUCAAGAGGGAGCCCACGCCGGAUAACAAGGCUGGCGCCGGCCUCAACGGCCUUCAGACAGAACCGGAGCGUUUAGUUGGGGGCGACAACAGCUCUGAAGCCUCGAUGGAAGAGCUCCCCCUAGAGGGCUCAUCCAGAAAGCGCACUAGGAAGAAGCCAGCGAGCCAGGCCAAGACUAUAGCACCUGCCCGUGUGCCCACGCCUGAGCAAAACACAGACAGCGGCAUGGACCUGGAGUCCAGUGGGGAGUUUGCCAGCGUGGAGAAGAUGCUAGCCACCACCGACGCUAACAAGUUCAGCACCUACCUGCGGACGGGUGCGGUGGAGCUUGGAAGGAGGGACGAGGGGAGACAGAGCCAGGGAGAGGAGAAAGAGUCGCCUCCUCAUUCUGUGCCUCCCCAGUCCAAAGGAGGGAAGAAGAAUGCCUACUCCAACUCAGUGCAGAAGAUGACCUGUCCCUUCUGCCCCCGGGUCUUCCCCUGGGCCAGCUCCCUGCAGAGGCACAUGCUCACACACACUGUCUUCUCUAAUGUGCUGUCGGCUACAGGUCAGAAGCCCUUCCCCUGUCCCAAAUGUGACGCCUUCUUCUCCACCAAGUCCAACUGUGAGCGUCACCUGCUGCGCAAGCAUGGCGUGACAAACCGCUCGCUGCGCCGCAACGGCCAAAUGUCCAAGAACAAGGAUGGCGAUGAGGGAUCACACGACAGCGCAGAGAGUUCUGAGAAUGAGCAGACUGCAGGAGAGGCUCUGGACCUGAGCAGCAUGGACCCCGAUCAGAAAAGCUCUGCAUCCGAGUCGCCCAGCGCAGACCAAACACCAGACACUGCUGAGCUGCUGCUAGGGGAGAUGGAACCACAAUCCAACAACAACAACAUUGAAAAUGACGACAACGACGAUUCGCAGAGCAACAAGAGCUUGGACCUCAACUUCGCCAGCAAGCUCAUCGACUUCAAGUUCUCGUCAGAAGGCCAGCAGCCCCAGACCUCCCUGGUUGGAGAUAAGGGGGUGGCGGUGGCCGAGCCAGAUAGAGUGACGGCCGCCCAGCAGCAGGACCAAGAGCCCUCCAAGUACACCUGCAAGAGGUGCAAGAAAAACUUCCGCUAUGCCGCCACCCUGGCUCGCCACGAGAAGGCACACUUGUGUGAGACUGCACCCCCCGAAGAGGCUUGUGGAACAGAGGAGACUGGGCCUGCCCCAGAGGAUCUCCCCAACACUACUACAACCACCGCCGAGGAGGAGGAUCAGGAGGAGGGAGAGGGAGAGAAGGAGGCUCCGGAAAGCGAGGGAGUGGGCAGCGUGAUGGACAGUGGUUCAGAGGAGGAGGAGAAGAAGGAGGAGAGAAGUGACGAGGAGGGAGCAGCAGAACCAAAGAAUGAAGGAGAGGCAGGCAGAGGGUCGGGGAGCAAGGCGGACAAGAGGAAGAAGAUCUGUAAUGUGUGCAGCAAACGCUUCUGGUCACUGCAGGAUCUGACAAGACACAUGCGUUCGCACACAGGUGAGAGGCCCUACAAGUGCCAGACGUGCGAACGCACCUUCACCCUUAAGCACAGCCUGGUGAGGCACCAGCGGAUCCACCUGAAGCCGCGGGGCAGCGAGGGGGCAGAUGGAGCUGAUGCCAACGGGGCAGAGGCCCCGGCCGGAGACUCAGCUAGUGAGGAGGGAGAGUGCACCCCCACCAGCACCUGCCCCCCUUCCGAAAACGAGAGCGAAGGCACCGGAGGGGCCAGGGAGGAGGGAGGCGAGGGAACUGAGAAAGAGGCCCCUCUGCCAGGCCCCACAUCCCUGGCCCAGUCCCUGUCCACCACUGAACCAGCCCAGUCAGAGUCAGCUACAGAGGCCAUAGCUGAGCCGCUCGUUGAGCCAGUCUCGGAAGCAGUCUCUGAAUCAGUUCCUGACCCACCUGUAGAACAAACCUCAGACGGACCCUCUGAAACAGAUGUAGAACUAAACGCUGAGGUAUCAGCCUCUGAAAUGGCUAGAGAAACAGAUGGCAAUGCAGCCACUCAAACGCCAACAGAAACCCCCAAAGAAUCUUCCACAGAGUCCCCAGCCCCACAGCCCACUACCCCAGAGAAAGACCCCGAUGGCCCCUCGGAAGGCUUCAUCCAAGGCCUACUGGAGAUCCACACCAAGCCUUCCCUGGAGCACAUCCUUCCCGCUGGCGAGGCUCCCUUGGUGGGCGUUGAGUGAGGGAGGCACCCUCCUUCCUACCCCCAGUCUCUGGUUCUCUUUAUGCAGUGGACCGCUGUAUGUGCCGCAGUGCCAUAAGAUAGAAGUACUCCUAAAGAAUGCAAGACGAUGAAAUCAAGAAGAAACACCUUGUUUCUAAGUGCCUUACUACUUCUAUUUUGUUAGUUUUUUUGCUAUAUCUUUAUCUACAUUUAUCUACCGAGGAUCUAAUUUUUUAUAGCGUUUUAUGAUGAUUACAUAAUUGUUUUUGGAUUCUAUGAGAUGAACUUUGAAUAAGCAAUAAAUGAAAUCAAAUUUACCAUGACCGAUUUAUAUUAAAUGAUCAAGUGUGUGACAGACAAAAAUAACUGUUAUUGUAUAUUUAAACCACAGUCGUACCUUAAAAACAAUGCUGAGAAAAGACUUGAGUUCCCCAGCAGUGGGGAUUAAGUCACUCAUGUAACUGGAAGCACAGCAGAUACCCGCCAGGCUGUCACAAAGGUGUCCUGAAAAAAGACUUGAUUUACUCUCUCUCUCAUGAUCCCUGAUAACCAACAUCAACAGUCUCUCUGUUUGUAUUGAGAAUACAUGAAUGAACUGUGACAUGAUUUUGGUGUUAGGAGGCAAAUCAAAGAAAACAGACCUGACAAUGGAUAGCGUACCAUAUCUGAGAUCUAUGCUGUUGCGUUCCCCUAGGCUCUCUUUAUCUUUAUCUUUAUCUUGAUAUGGGCAAUAUUUGCCUGAAACGUGUGUUAUUUCCCCGAAUCAUUCUCAUUUAAUUUCAUGUGCGUUGACCAUGUUGCAUGUGGGAGUGUUGUGUGUGUGUGUGUGUGUGUGUGUGUGUGUUAUUCGUUCAGGAGAGGUUGGGGGAUAUAAGGUGUUUGAGGAAAUGUACUUUUCCAGAACAAAAGGGCUUGGUAUGUGUACCCCCCCAUAUCUCUCACUCACUUUCUAGCGUUCCUAGAUACUUGUACUGUGUCUGUACUACCACCCGUGUGUCCAGCGUGUGUUGUGUCCACCUCCUCCUUGGUGGCAACUCAUUUCCUUGCCGCUACUUUAGAUGUCUUCCAGAACCAACCGUCACUGUGUUCUUAAAGGCCUACCUGUGGUUCUGCUGGGUUAUUUUGAUGCAGAACCUCACCUCGUGCGCUAGGUGGAACACUACUCUGUUUUGUCUACUUGAACUUUUGUAGCCCUUCUGCCUCCCAUUCAGGCAGCCACCUUCCACCACACCACUCGCCCCCCCUUCCCCCUCAAGAGCAUCUUUUCCGAGGUGGGACUCAAAUGUCAAUCAUGUCACCUUGUGGGGUUGAAUUUUGUCUAAAUGUAUGUGUUUUUCUCCCGUCUCAUUUGAUAUUUUUUUUAAACUCAGAAGCAAACAAAUCAAACCUCAUGGCGCAGUAAGACGCAGGCAGCAUCGGCUGGCUGGAGGCUGACGGACCGAGAGCAGAGAGCACUGGACUAGUCAGCCUCUGCCAGGCAACUGCCCAUAUGGCACUAACAAAUUACAAACAAAUCUACUACGACAAUAAACAGCUAAGCAAUCAGAGAGAAUGAACUGAAGUGAAUUUCUGAGCUGUGUUUGGAACUUUAACGUAACACAGAGUAUUAAGUGGAGGGGAGAGGAGGAGGUGCGGCACAUUGAGGGGGGGGGGCAGGGUAGCCUAGUGGUUAAGAGCGUUGGACUAGUAACCGGAAGGUUGCAAGUUCAAACCCCUGAGCUGACAAGGUACAAAUCUAUUGUUCUGCUCCUGAACAGGCAGUUAACCCACUGUUCCUAGGCUGUCAUUAACUGACUUGCCUAGUUAAAUAAAGGUAAAAUUAAAUUAAAUUGACAGGUGGCGAGGCAAGUACUCCAUGCAGAAAGAAGUCUGCCCUCUAGUGGCCGUACCACAGUAUCUCCCCCAUCCCAAUCCUGCUCUCAGGCACUGGGAAAGUAUUGUCAGAAUAGAAUGCUAAAUGCAAUUGUGUUCUAAAAAAACACUGUGUUAAGGGACUCACUCAGCUUAUCUCAUUAUACCUUUGACCCCGUGUGGGUGUAUGAUUAUGAGUCACAUGAGAAUGCACAUGGACUGUUUUAUUGUAUUUAUUUGGAAAUCUGGUGAGGGGUGAAUAGAUGUGACUUGAGGAGAAGCCAUGUAUUAUUACCACAUUGAUGCUGCAGAGAAUACCGGAUUCAAAUCCACAAAAUGGUCGCCCAGCAUCGGCCCGGGACUUCUAUUAGCAAUAAUCACUAUUGAUUUGAAAGCUUUAUGUCGACCUUUGUAUUUGUUUAUAGACUGUGGGUCUAUUUUUGUUUUGUUUAUUAUUUUUAGUUUGGCAAAAAAAAAAUCCUCAGAUAUAUAAAUACGUAUAAAACUGUGAAAUUCUCUGUGUUUCAGAUAAUGGGUGAGUUUUAGGCUUGUUUUGCAUGUAACCCUAAUUUGUUCAAUUAUGGAUGAUUCAUUUUUUCUCUCCAUCUCGCUCUCAGGGUCUUUAUAAAAUGCAUAAUUCAAUACUUCAUUUUCCUGAGUUGCAAGAAGUUCUUACAAGUUCUUUUUUUUUUACGAUUAAAACUGUCAAUCACUACAUUUAGCACUUGACUGUGAACUGCAAUCAGCAGAACAGAGAAAAUGAACUUGUGCAAAAAAUCCUCGUGGUUGAGUGCGUGCUGUCAGCAGGAUUCUUGUUUUAAUACUAUACCCAUUUUUUUGUCUGCUUUUGAUUGAUUAUACAUUUUUACCCCCUCCCUCAAAUUGCAGUCACCUCUCGUUUCAACCUCUCUCAUUUGAAGAGGAAAUCAAAUUGUGACUCUGUAAAAAACCAAUGAAAGUGGCUGUGUCACUGUCUGACGUUCUGGCCCUUUGUGGAACGUUCUGGCCCUCUGUGUCGCUGCUACGGCCACACCAGAACUCACCUCAUAAAUGGGCCUGGAUCAGAACCUUUAUAGUUAGCUACACUGCUCCCCUCCCUCCUGGUAUUACAGUGCUUCAGAAUCAGAAAUGUAAGCUGUUCUGUGUCGAAAAAAUGAAAGCAAUAAAGAUAUAUUAAGGAAAGGUGUGAAUCAAA
This is a messenger RNA of Oncorhynchus keta (chum salmon), 9131 nucleotides long. Its product is annotated as ras-responsive element-binding protein 1-like. Bases 636 to 6104 code for a protein of 1822 amino acids. NCBI's taxonomy places the organism in Eukaryota, Metazoa, Chordata, Actinopteri, Salmoniformes, Salmonidae. Gene Ontology annotation, cellular component: nucleus. The record is from RefSeq and is a predicted model, not a curated record. The transcript is spliced from 13 exons. Gene Ontology annotation, biological process: regulation of transcription by RNA polymerase II. Gene Ontology annotation, molecular function: DNA-binding transcription activator activity, RNA polymerase II-specific; RNA polymerase II cis-regulatory region sequence-specific DNA binding.